This is a messenger RNA of Nerophis ophidion (straightnose pipefish), 720 nucleotides long. Its product is annotated as synaptic vesicular amine transporter-like. Gene Ontology annotation, molecular function: serotonin:sodium:chloride symporter activity. The transcript has 3 exons. Lineage: Eukaryota; Metazoa; Chordata; Actinopteri; Syngnathiformes; Syngnathidae. Gene Ontology annotation, biological process: aminergic neurotransmitter loading into synaptic vesicle. The record is from RefSeq and is a predicted model, not a curated record. The coding region runs from base 125 to 607 and encodes 160 amino acids. Gene Ontology annotation, cellular component: terminal bouton; synaptic vesicle membrane.
AGACAGCACGUCGAUCUUCACCAUCAUCAUCAUCAUCCUCCUCCUCCUCAUCUUCUUUCUUCUCCUUCUGCUUCUGCUGAGCUGACCUGAGCGCAGGACCAGUUGUAGUUGUUGGACCGGCACCAUGGGGAGCCUGGACGCCUUGCGGCACUUUCGUCUCCUCAGCUGGCUCAGGGAGGAGAGACAGUCUCGGAAACUCAUCCUCUUCAUCGUGUUUGUGGCGCUCUUGUUGGACAACAUGCUGCUCACCGUGGUCGUGCCCAUCAUCCCAAGCUACCUGUACAACCUGGAUGAGUCAUCGGCCGUCGUAUUGAACAACACCUCAGCCCAGAAGCAGACUGCCCCGGCAGCGUUUGAACAGAUCGUGUCAUUGUACAACAACACGGUGCGCUCAUCGGUCUCUAACGCCACGGUGAGGGCGACGGACGGCGUCGUUCCGACUUUCACCACCGCUGGCGUCGUCGAGCUACCGGACAACUCCUCCGACUGCCCUCACUCCACCAACGAGCUGAUCAACGAGAAUGUCAAAGUGGGAUUGUUGUUUGCCUCCAAGGCCACGGUGCAGCUGAUCACCAACCCCUUCAUUGGACCACUCACCAACAGGUAAGCACGCUCCUCUUUUUCUUCCUUGUUGAUGCAAUAAUUGUCUUCAAGCACUCUUGCAGUCUGAGACUGGAAACAUAGCAUCAACACACAUAAUAUACGAUUGGCUCUGUAAUA